CAAAAUCACGAUAAAAAACAAAUUAAAAUUAACAUUAUUCUGAUCAGUUGACUUCCACAGUUCACUACUAUACAAGUCACAGGCAUGUUGUCAGCACUCAAAAUCACCAAAAACGUAAAGUUUAUAAAAUAAUUAAUCCAAUGAAUGUCUUUAAAUACUAUGUAUAUUAAGCUCAAAAUCACGACAAAAAACAAAUUGAAAUUAACAUUAUUCUGAUCAGUUGGACUUCCACAGUUCACUACUAUACAGGUCACAGGCAUGUUGUCAGCACUCAAAAUCACCAAAAACGUAAAGUUUAUAAAAUAAUUAAUCCAAUGAAUGUCUUUAAAUACUAUAUUAAGCUCAAAAUCACGACAAAAAACAAAUUAAAAUUAACAUUAUCCCGAUCAGUUGGACUUCCGCAGUUCACUACUAUACAAGUCACAGGCAUGUUGUCAGCACUCAAAAUCACCAAAAACGUAAAGUUUAUAAACUAAUUAAUCUAAUGAAUGUCUUUUAAUACUAAAUUAGCUAAAAAAUCACGACGAAAAACAAAUACGAAAAAUCCAAAAUUAUAUUGAGUUUAGGUUAAAAACGGUUUUGUGUGCCAACCAAAGAUCACGUGAUUUAACUUUGACAGGUCGAUGGAUUCCCUAAUACACGUGCAUUUUGAAAUGUCGAGAAAGUUAGCUUAAAAUAGAAAAUUUAACUGCAAAAAUGAAUAACGGCAAGGAUAUAAACCACCACAAUCUAUGUGAUAGUGAACUAUUUGUUGAGUGUAAUUGUUUAAGUGAAGUACAAGUAACCACUGACUAUAUAUUUAAUAUUGAUGCUACAAAAGACAACAAUCCCAACAUUGCUGUAACCACAGCAAAUAAAAGUUGUUUGGUAUACAGUCUAGACAAUAACCAACUAGCGAAUAUUUGGGAAAGUAAAAAAGAUAAAAGCAAAUUAAUUGGUUGCAAAUACAGUAGUAGAGAGAAAGAAGUGUUGUAUAUUGGUAAUAGUGACGGUGUUAUAAAAACAAUAGAUUUAAGGACACCAGAUAAAGUUGCAGUUCAAUUUAAAGAUACAACAGCAGAAGUUAAUAAGGAGAAAACCUUUAAUUGUUUUGAUGUAUCAUCCAAUGACAGGCUUCUAGCUGCUGGCACAGAUGUACUUGGGGGAGAUGCUUUUGUAUUAUUUUGGGAUAUAAGAAUUAACAAGCUGUUAGGAGGAUAUUGGCAAUCACACACUGAUGACAUUACUCAGGUUCGUUUUCAUCCAGACGAUAUGAAUAAAUUAAUAUCUGGAUCAACCGAUGGUCUCAUAAAUUUAUAUGAUUUGUCCCAGGAGUCAGAAGAUGAUGCCUUAAUAGACACCCUUAAUACCGAAUCUUCUGUAAACGAAUUACAGUGGUUCACCAAAAAUAACAAAGACUGUAUUAGCUGUGUGACCCAUACAUCUGACCUGCAGUUAUGGGAUUUGGACAAAGGUGAACCAUAUCAAUCAUUUAGUAGAGAAUACUUAACCAAGAUGAUGAGUCAGCAUGAUGAUGACUUUUAUUUAGCCAAAUUUCACCAAUUAAAAAAUAGUCAAUUUAUUUUGGGAGGCUCCCAAUAUGAAACAAAGGAAUAUCUAAGGGCAUUAUCAUUGCAGAAAAAAGGAUUGGAACCCUACGUAGAAUUUAAGAAUAAUCAACAGAAGGUUAGGGAUAGUGCAUUCAAUGAAAACACGAACAUUUUGGUAACAGGAGGAGAACAAGGAGUAUUAAAUAUCUGGAAAAUAACUGAUCCAUCGACGUAAAUAAAAGACUAGAUAACA
Molecule: messenger RNA, 1782 nt
Organism: Diabrotica virgifera virgifera (western corn rootworm)
Lineage: Eukaryota; Metazoa; Arthropoda; Insecta; Coleoptera; Chrysomelidae
Product: WD repeat-containing protein 89
Exons: 6
Coding region: 697-1764 (355 amino acids)
Molecular function (GO): protein binding
Source: RefSeq, a predicted model, not a curated record